GGGGGCCCUCCCUUGGCCUUCCUCCUCCUCCCAUUCCUCCAUCCUCCUCCUCCUCCUCCUCCUUCCCACCAGCACCAUCCUUGGCAGCCGGGUGCCAGUCUCUCUCUCUCUCUCUCUGCUCCUCUGUGCCUUCUUCCUCCUCAUCCUCUUCCUUGGCAAUCGUGUGUCAGCCUCUCCCUGCCCUUUUGUGGCCCCCUCCUUCCCUGCCCCUCCUCCAGAGGCGGAGCUGGGGGGCACCCCCUGGCCUUUCUCCUUCUGGCUGUGCCCUCUUCUUCCUCCGGUGCCCAGGAUGUGGUGGGCAUCCUCCCUGCUGCUAGUACUGUUGCUGCUGCUGGUGGGUCUCUCUCUGCGGAGGCGAUGGCCCUCUUUCUGGCUCUCCGAUGUGGCCUUCUUUUUCAGAGCCUGGGGCUGCCAACGACGUCUCUUGGGGGGCAGUGAUGCCCGGAGCCUGGCCCAGCGCUUCGGCCCCUUGGCACUUUCCAGGCCUGCCACCCAAGUCUUCCUCCGGACCCAGGAGCAGAGCUUCACCUACUGGCAAGCGGAGAAGGAGAGCAACCGCCUGGCCCAUGCCCUCCUCCGGGCCACCAGUGCCCCAGCAGCAGGGCACCCUCCUCUGCUGCCACCCGGGCAGACGGUGGCCCUCCUCCUGGGCAACGAGGCUGCCUUCCUCUGGGCCUGGAUCGGUGCCGCCAAGCUGGGCCUGGUGCCAGCCUUCCUGGGCACCGCGCUCCGCAAGGGAGCCCUCCUCCACUGCCUCCGCGCCUGCCAGGCCAGGGCCCUCCUGGUGGCACACGACCUUGUCGAAGCGGUGGAUCCCAUCCUUCCUGAUCUAAAGGAGAUGGGGGUCUCAGUGUGGGCGAUGGGCAAAGGGCCCUACUCUCCUGGCAUAACCAGCCUUCAUCAUCUGUUGGAGGAAGCGUCUGAGGAUCCCGUGCCAUCUGAACUCUCUACUCCCAAAAGUCUGAUGGAUACCGCUCUUUACAUCUUCACCUCUGGGACCACAGGACUUCCCAAAGCGGCUCGCAUCAGCCACCUCAAAACCAUCCUCUGCUUAGGGUUCUACAACUUGGUGGGAGCGUCCAGUUCGGAUGUGAUCUAUGUCUCUCUGCCCCUCUAUCACAUGUCCGGAAGCCUCCUGGGAGUCAUCGGCACUUUCGGCAUCGGGGCCACCUGCGUGCUGAAGAAGAAAUUCUCUGCCAGCCAGUUUUGGCCAGACUGCCGUCACUACGGAGUGACCGUCUUCCAGUACUUGGGCGAACUCUGCCGAUACCUUGUCAACCAGCCCCCGAGUCCUGGGGACAGGGACCACAGUUUGCGCAUGGCUGUUGGGAGUGGACUGCGGCCGGACGUCUGGCGUGAAUUCCUGCGCCGUUUCGGGGACGUGCGGAUCGUGGAGACGUACGGCAUGACGGAAGGCAGCGUCAGCUUCUUCAACUAUACCGGCACCGUGGGAGCUGUCGGGCGUGCCUCUUGGCUUUAUAAGCUCUUUAGUUCCUUUGAGUUGGUCCGUUAUGACGUGAUUCAGGGGUCUCCCAUUCGGGACGAAGCCGGGCGAUGCCAACGUGUGAAGCCAGGAGAGCCGGGACUGUUGAUCGCCCCCGUGACACGCCAGAAACCGUUCCUGGGGUACGCCGGCGCCCGCGAGCUAUCGGAAUCCAAGCUUUUGCGCGGCGUCUUUGUGGACAAUGACGUUUAUUUCAACACCGGCGAUUUGAUGGUGCAGGACGACCAAGGUUUCGUCAGCUUCUGGGAUCGUAUUGGAGACACCUUCCGAUGGAAGGGUGAAAAUGUCGCUACGACGGAAGUGGGAGAGAUCUUGGCCGCUUUGGACAGCCUCCAAGAUGUCACCGUCUACGGAGUGGUGGUCCCAGGGUGUGAAGGUCGGGCAGGGAUGGCUGCCAUGGUGCUGAAGACAGGACAGGAGCUUGAUGGAGAAGAAGUCUACACGCACGUAGUGGAGCUUCUGCCGCCGUACGCUCGGCCCCGCUUCCUGCGCAUUCAGGAGCAGCUGGAGGUGACGGAGACGUUCAAACAGAAGAAGGUCCGCUUAGCAGCGGAGGGAUUUAACCCGACUCGGAUCACGGACCUGCUCUACUUCAUUGAUGACAAGGCCAAGACGUACGCGCCUCUGACUCCCCAAAUUUGGGAAGGGAUCAAUGCUGGAGAGAUCCGGUUAUAACACACACUUACAUGCAUAUGUCCCUGCACCCCAUGCUCCACAACGGAAAGGGCAGUGCAUCCUGCAAUAGCAGGAGCAGUGCAUGCUACGAAAUGUUUACUCCCCUGUAUCCCAGCAUACCAUGCUCUAGGAUGGAAAGAGCAGUGCAUGCUCGGGUAUUCUAUAUCCCAGCAUGCCAUGCUCUGCAAUAGCCGAAGCAGUGUAUCCUGAGAGAUGUUUACUCCCCUGUAUCCCAGCAUGCCAUGCUCUGCAGGAGCAGUACAUGCUAGGACAUCACUGUUCACUCCCCAGCAUCCCAACAUGCCAUGCUCUAGGAUGGAGAGAGCAGUGCAUGAUGGGAGGUCACAAUCUCCUGUCUCAUAUCCCAGCAUGCCAAGGUAUAGAAAAGCAGGAGCAGUGCAUGCUGAGAGAUCACCGUUUAUUCCUGUGUGACCCAGCAUGCCAUGGUCUAGAAUGGAGAGAGCAUGGCAUGCAGGGAGAUCAUAGUCUACUUCUCCAUAUCCCAGGAUGCCAUUCUCUCGGAUGGAGAGAGCAGUUCAUCCUGGAAGAUCCCAGUCUCCUCCAUGUGCCAAGCCUUAUGAGACCAGCGUGCCUCUUUUUCGAAUCCUGACACCCCUUCCUUAGACGACUGUCCACUUAGAAAGUCUCUUCAUGCCAUGGGGUGAUACACACCACCCCAACGAUGGGGCCGACCCCCUUUUCACAGCAGUGCCUUGGUGGCCCUCCUUAGUCCUUCUUAGUCCUUCCACCAGGACCAGCAAUACCAUCAGGUAGAGCGAAGCCAUUGCCUCAGGUGGAAGAUGCUUCGGGGCGGCGGUAGCAGCUCCCCAACCAUUCAUCCUGAGCCACCCUGAGUCUCCAUCGGAGGACGGAAAUUGGAAGAGGACAACCCGUUGCCUGUGUUGAAGUUAAAUUCAACCACUGGUCCAGUUUGCGUCCAUAUCCGACAUUGGUGGGCAGAGCCUUAUCCUUUGCCUCGGGUAUCAAAACAUCUUGGCCAUUCCCAACCCUCCACCUAGUUCACGCAAAAACAAAGACCCUUGGAUGAAUUCGAAGCAUGCAUUUGCUUUUGGGGCCAAGAAUGGGAGAACUCAAUGUUGAAAUUUUACUCGUUUCAUAUCACCGUCGUGCCUUGAGGAAUGGAUCAAAAAUGUUUUUUUGAGACUGGACACUUCAGAUAGGGUAGAUCACCACCGACCCCCUUUUGAUCGCAGCAGUUCAGGUCAAUGGGAAUUCCAAUGUCUUCAUAUCGGCCAGAUGUUGGUGCCCAAGAUAACCCUUUUUGGCUGGAAACGCCAACUGCGCCUUGGUCCUUAUGCCACCUCCCUUAAGGCCCUCUUGUAAUGUCUGAAACUGGUGAUUGUUGGUGACAUGAUUUAAGCUUUCAGACUGGAAGCGUCUGCUUCGUUUUGAAGCAGAACCAGGAGGAUCACUAUCCAAAACCUGACCCAAAAUCACAGCUCCCGUGAUUGGCUGCGGGUAGAAGUAGAAACAUAAUGAUGGAACUAGUACAGUGGGGUCUUGGCAUGUGCGGAUUUAAACAUCCGCGGAUGGCAAGCCCUGUCAUCCCCAAUGGAUACCAAAAUGAUGGAGGUAGUAUGGUGGUACCUUCAUAUCCAUGGGAUUGCCAUCAGCGGAUAUAAAAGGCUUGCCAUCUGGGAUGAUUAUAUCCGUGGAUGGCAGUCCCAUGGAUACGAACGUACCACCGUACCAGCUCCAUCAUUUUGUUUCUACUUCUACCUGCAUUCAAUGCAUGUUGCGCCGCCAUUAGGAACAAAGGACUUGAAGUCCCAUAUUUUUUCAUUGCGGGGUCUGGAACGGUUUUUGUCUGUUUUUAGUUUUCUAUGGGUUUUUUCGGGCAAUGUGGCCAUGUUCUGGAAGAACGUUCUUCCUGAUGUUUGACAUCUUCAGAGGGUGGUGGCAUGGAAGUGUGUGGAGUAUAUAUGGAGUAUGUAUUCAAGGCUCUUGCAGGUAUAUAUGUGCCACACGCCUCCAUGUCACCACUUUCUGAAGAUGCCAGCCGCAAAUCCAGGCAAAACGUCCAGAAUAAAUUCUUCCAGAACAUGGCCCCACACCCUGAAAAACCCACAGAAAACUAUGGAUGCCAGCCACAAAAGCCUUUGACUUCACUUUGUCUGUCUUUCUCUGUCUGGUCUCUUUUCUCCCGCUUUGGAGGAGUUGGCAGCUUGAAUCUGACGAUGGGUGACCAUUUGGUUUAAUUUCCUUUUUUACUUUUUCUACUCAUGGUAUCAAAUAAAAGACCCUUUUUG
Messenger RNA from Sceloporus undulatus (fence lizard), 4449 nucleotides. RefSeq names its product solute carrier family 27 member 3 (gene SLC27A3). The coding region runs from base 290 to 2179 and encodes 629 amino acids. The transcript is spliced from 10 exons. Gene Ontology annotation, cellular component: endoplasmic reticulum. The record is from RefSeq and is a predicted model, not a curated record. Lineage: Eukaryota; Metazoa; Chordata; Lepidosauria; Squamata; Phrynosomatidae. Gene Ontology annotation, molecular function: long-chain fatty acid transmembrane transporter activity; long-chain fatty acid-CoA ligase activity.